This is a messenger RNA of Prorocentrum cordatum, 987 nucleotides long. The record is from the annotation of a GenBank genome assembly. NCBI's taxonomy places the organism in Eukaryota, Dinophyceae, Prorocentrales, Prorocentraceae.
GUGGCCAGCGCGGAGGAUAUCAAUCCCGAGGACAUCACAGCUGCCCUCGCCGCGGGCAGCGCCGCUGGCAGUGGCGAGCAGGGGAUCGCUCAGCAGGCGGACAGCGCCGCUGGCAGUGGCGCCGCUGGCGCGGCGGGGACCUCUCAGGAGGCCAGAGCCGUUGACGGCGGCGCGGUGGGGGAGCUGACCCAGGACGAACUCUUGGAUGGGUACGCCGCGGUGCACUUCGUGCAGGAGAAGUGGGAGCGUUUGACUACGCAGGCCCCAUUCCUCAGGAUGCUCAUAAGAUGGUUGGUCCAGGUGCUCCCGCUCAUGCUGCCAGAUGACUUUUCUCGCGACAUCGACUUUUUGGAGGUGAUGACGGGCUCAGGGCGGUUGUCGGACGAGUGCAUGGACAUCGGGAACGCGGUGAACUACGACCAGAACUUCGGCAAGGACUACCAGCUUGAAACCAACGACGGUUACCACAACCUGAUUCGCCUGGCGUUGCGCGUGAGGCCCAAUGGGGUGGCGUGGAUCAGCCCGCCCACUGACACGUGGAUGGGCAGCGCCGCCGACGACUCCGACGGCCUCGUUAUCAAGGAGCAGAACAGGAUUGCGAUUCGCCUCACCGUCGUGGGGACGAUCCUGUGGUUGCGCGGGGCGCAUCAGGCGUGGGCCCAUCCAGUUCGGUCGCUCAUGUGGAAGUACGAGCCCGUCAAGAUGCUCGGCCAAGUCAUCACGACGUUCGCCACCAAGACCAACCUCCAGACCUUCGGGGCGCCGUCCUUGUCCGAGCUGUUCGUCCGCCACAGCUGCCCCGAGUUCUACGAUCUCGAGAGGUCCAGGCCGAAGACGCCCAAGCGCAAGACAGCAGCCGUCGGCGACGAUGAUGACAUCACCAUCCCCUGGGAGUUCGCCAGGUGCAUCAAGUCCGUCGUGAACAAGAUCGCUGAGAUCAGGAACGGCCAGGGAAGGAUCUACGACUACCUGGCCACGAGGCGCCGC